Messenger RNA from Pogona vitticeps (central bearded dragon), 2248 nucleotides. It is a transcript of the gene CTNNBIP1, whose product is annotated as catenin beta interacting protein 1. Gene Ontology annotation, biological process: negative regulation of Wnt signaling pathway. The record is from RefSeq and is a predicted model, not a curated record. Gene Ontology annotation, molecular function: beta-catenin binding. Lineage: Eukaryota; Metazoa; Chordata; Lepidosauria; Squamata; Agamidae. Gene Ontology annotation, cellular component: nucleus; cytosol; beta-catenin destruction complex.
GGUCCCUCCUUUCUCUCCCGCCUCUCCACACGCCUCCCCCCGGAGUCGCCCAGGCGCCUCCUCCGCUCCCUCCCUCCCUCGGUCGCCGCCGCUGUGAGUCACGACGACGGAGGGGGGAAGAGGAGGAGGAGGAGAAGCCCAGCCAAACCGAGGCAGGGGCGGCUGCUUCCACAUACGCACACACCCAGACCCACACGACGCUCCCAGGGGCCGCUUCUCCUCAAGACCUCCGCCCCUUCCGCGCGGCCGCUCCGUCUCGUCCUCUCGACCCUUUCCUGAGGAGAAACGGUCCGAGCGCCUGCCUGCCUGCCUCCCUCCCUCCCUCCGAAGGGGAAAAGGGAGAGGUGGUGGGGGAGGAGUCCUUCCUUUCCAUUUCCCUCAAGACCGAGGCGGCGGCGGCGGCCACGACGCCGCCUCUCCUCGCCUCCCUCAGCGUGGGGUUUUGUGGCGUUUCCGAGCUGUGAUUUAACAGAUUAGAGCUGAGUGUUCCAGUAAGAUUUCUUCACGGGACAGAGUCAGGAGGUGCCCCGCAUGUUUUCUCCAAGGCCUACGGUGAAUCUCUGAUUUCUUUUGUCUGGCCAUUAUUCACUGAACUUUCUCACAGCCUGAGGUUCCUAGGCAGGCAGGAGUCUCAGGAACUGGGAAGAGGGGAAUGAACCGUGAGGGCGUCCCCGGGAAAAGUCCGGAGGAGAUGUACAUUCAGCAAAAAGUGAGGGUCCUCCUUAUGCUUCGGAAGAUGGGAUCAAAUUUAACCACCAGCGAAGAGGAGUUCUUGCGGACAUAUGCCGGGGUCGUGAAUAGUCAGCUUAGCCAGCUUCCUCAGCAUUCUAUUGAUCAGGGUGCUGAGGAUGGGGUGAUGGCGUUUUCCAGAUCGGAGACCGAAGACCGAAGGCAGUAACGUGGAAGUGCUGUUUGAGCAAUGUGGAGCUGGCGCAGGGGGAAGAUAAGGCUCGUGACGAUCAGAGAGGAUGGCUGGACACUCCCGAGUCCUUUUGCCCUCCUCUGAAAUUUGUCUUGUCCUGUGAUAGCACCCCUUGUGCCCUCCGUUCAGUUUCCCUGCUCCUCGGCCCCCUUUGCGGGCAGCCUGCCCCCUCUGGUUGGCUCCACGGGGCUGCGUUAAUCCAGGACAAAGCCAAGAAAACAUCUGGAAUCGGCUCCCGCUCCCACACCCCAAGAAAGGAAGAACUCUGAAUGGCUCCCCAAUGGCUUGAUUUUCAGUUUUGUAUUUUUAAGAGUGAUUGCUGACGUGCGGCUUCGGAAAGGCCUUCAGACUCUGGUGCUUCUUUAGGUCAUGCUUCUGUGUGCGUUUUUGGAGAGGGGCUUGCCGGUGUGAAACUGGACAGGGACUGCUGUUUGCCAGAUGAGCAGCUUUCAGGUGUUUCACUGACGUCCCUGUUUCCUUGGCUAAAAACUGGGGAGGGCGGGUUGAGGGGAACGGAAGGGUUUAGUCGUUGCGUUACAGUUUAUUGUCAUGGCGGGAGGGGGAGAUGCUUUGUCAUAUUUAUUAUAUGUUUGCUUGCCUCUUUUUCCCCCCUUUGUUUUCUUUAAAGAAAAGUGGCUUAAUUGUUGACUUUUGAUGGACUCAAUCAGAGUCGAUCAGGCCGUGGAUGCUUCCACGUAAGCCUUCUGCUUCUGUUCCCUUCAGCUCCCCUUUGAGGAACUGAUGCUCAAAAGCAUGUUGUUGUUGUUGUUUUCUUUCUCAAGUCUGUCUGGGCAGGAAGGAGGGAGCCAGAAGGGUCCUGCUGCUUUGCAUUGAAGGGUUGCAGUGGAUCUCUGACAAAAGGGAGGGGUUUGUGACUUCUUUGCCUCUUGCAGAAGGCCUGUCCUCGCAGUGUAGGGAUUACAUCCCCCCCCCAUGUGUGAUGUGCAAAAGCUCUAACCAGCAUAGAUGGGAGGGGUGGGUGGGCAUCAGCCAUUGGGUAGAAUUGGUCUAAUGUCUGCACUGAUUAGUGAAGUGUGUUGAUUCUCAAGGCAUGUUUACCUGGGGCUGCCGAUUCCUUUGGAGAUGGUGUGUCUAUGCCAGAUAUGCUGUGAUUGCACAUCUUGGUUCACAGUUUGGCUGAGUCAUGUUGCGAUUCUUUACAUGUUCUGACUCUCCAGAAGCCUGUACAUUAUGAUCUUAACAUUUCAUGUGCCGUGUGUGCAUCUAUGUGUUUCUUUCUCCGACAUGCACCAUGAAUUUCCACAGUACUUCCCAGAAGGCUCCUAGGUAGAUUGCACUAAUAAAAUAUUCUCUAAAAAUAUUGAA